This is a messenger RNA of Dendrobium catenatum, 1546 nucleotides long. RefSeq lists its product as uncharacterized. The transcript has 4 exons. The record is from RefSeq and is a predicted model, not a curated record. Lineage: Eukaryota; Viridiplantae; Streptophyta; Magnoliopsida; Asparagales; Orchidaceae. The coding region runs from base 696 to 1376 and encodes 226 amino acids.
GAGGUUAUCACCUCUUUCUGUCUCUCUCUCUCUCUCCCUUCAAGUAUAGAGGAUACAACGAGCAGAAGAAAAUUAUCUCAAACCGCUGUGCCUAGGAGACCAGUGUCCCUUCUCUCUCCCUUUCAUGCCAAUGGCCAAGGUGGACCAAAGUUAUGUGAAAGAGAAGAAAAAUAAGAGAGAGAAAGGAAGGGAAGAGAUAGAGAGAGGCUGUGCGUGUGGUGGGAAGAAGGGUGGCUUUCCAACCGAACCACCUCCUUCCAAUAUCAAAUUUUUAGAGUGAUGAGGGUGCCACAAAUGCCCCUCUGCAAACCCCAAAAAAAAUCCAGUCUUUUUAUUCCAUUCAUCAAGGAAAUGUGCGAAAAACACUCGUCUUUCACCUCUUCCAUCAAAGGAAGGAGGGGUUGCUCUCGUAUUCUUGAUUUAUAUGGGCCUCUUUCGUGUUUUGGUCACGGUCAGACCCUUGGUGAGAGAAAAUUGGGGAAGGAACCUCCCCUCUCUCUCUCUCUAUUCCGCCUUUAUCUCUCCAUUAUCUCCACUUCUUUCUCUCUCACAAUUUUUCCUCUCUUCUCUGUAUAUCUUUAUGACUUCGUUGCAAGGCGGUUCAGAUCUCAUCCAGUGCUUACCUUCUUUUCUCUUCUAGCUUCUGCUAUUUCCAAGCCUUCUUUUUCUUCUUGCUAUUUUUUGGUUUGGCGAAGAUGAUGAAAAGGAAGAUUAGGGUUUCCGUGGAUCCAGGGCCUUCUUCUUCUUUCCUGGUUGGGGAGGAGGACAGAGCGAGGUUUAAACACCAGUGUUUGUUACAGGAUUAUCAGGAGUUGCUCAAGGAAACUGAAGGGAAAAAGGAGAGAUUAAACAAGGCAUUGCAGAGGAAACUCAAGCUAAUGGCUGAAGUGAAAUUCUUGAGCAAAAAAUACCAGUCUUUCUCAAACAUUCCUCGGGUUUCGGCAAAACCGUGCAGGGUGAAGAGACAAUCUUGCAAAGAAGUUAACCAACCUUAUCAUCCUGUUAUUGGAACCAAGCCACCCUUAAAAGAAAGGAAUCUCAAAUCAAAAGAAGUUUCAGUUCAAAGUUUCCCAAAAUUAACUGAUUAUAACCUUUUCAAAGUGCCUUUGAAAGAGAGGAAUCGCAAAACAAACGAAGCUUCUGUUCAAACUGCUCCAAAAUUAUUAGAUCUGAAUCAGGUCUCCUUACCGAAUGGUGAAGAGAUGGAGCUUGAUGUGAAAUGGGAGCCCCUCAAGAUAGACAAGUUGAAGAGGACCUUCAUUGAAGGAGGAGAUGCUAUGGUUGAUGAUAUUAAGUUCUCAGUUUGUAGAGAGAUUGGUAGCAGCCAAUCUGGGUGGGGAACUGGAAAAUUUCAUGGCAAGAUCAGCUCCCUUUGAAGGUUUCAGACCUACUAUUGCUUGCAUCAUUAGUGAAAAUGAUUUAUGUAUAUGAUCACUUUUACCAAUAACCCAUUAGAGUUGCUCCUUUUUCAUAAAGAUCUUGCCUUUGCAAAGGGAAGGAUUAACAUUGUGUUACUGAGAUAUGCAAAGCUGAUAGAAGUUGUAGA